This is a messenger RNA of Closterium sp. NIES-65, 1167 nucleotides long. Lineage: Eukaryota; Viridiplantae; Streptophyta; Zygnematophyceae; Desmidiales; Closteriaceae. The record is from the annotation of a GenBank genome assembly.
AUGCCCCCUCCUCUAGGGCGCCCACGCUCACUCCUCUGCCACCCACGCACAAUCCCUUUCGUGCUGUUUAGUAACAGCAGCCCCCGUCCUCUCCCACAUUGCAACCCUAAACUCCAUCUACCCUCUGCUUCCCCUCUGUCUCCUCCCUUCUUCCCCCUUUUUGCGUUCACUGUCUUACAACCUUCUCCCCCCUCUCCCCUCUCUGCCUUACACUCUUCUUACCCCUUACCCCUCUCUUCCGUACACCAUUCUACCCCCACCUUGCGUUCUCUGCCUUACGCCCUUCUUCCCCCUUUGGCCUCUCUCUUCCCUACACCCUUCUUCCCCAUCUCCCCUCUCUUCCCUACUCCCUUCCACCCCCUUUCCCCUCUCCUAGUUACACCCUUCUUCCCCCACAAUGCCGGCUCUGUCUUACACCGUGCUUCCCCCUUGUUCCUCUAUUCCUUGCACCUAUCUUCCCCCUUUCCCCUCUCUGUCUUACACCCAUUCCCCCCCCAUUCCCUCUCAUCCUUACACCCUUCUUCCCCCACCAUAAGCCUUUACCCUCUCGUCCCUACACCCUUCAUCCCCCUCUCCGCUCUCUGCCUUACACCCUUCUACCCCCUUUCCCCCCUCUGCGUUACGCCCUUCUUCCCCCUUUUCCCCUAUCUGUCUUACACCCCUCUUGCUCUAUUCUCGACUUUGCCUUACCCCCUUCUACCGCCUUUCCACUCCCUCUGCCUUACGCCCUUCCAACCUUCCCUCUCUCUUCCCUACACCAUUCUUUCCCCUCUCCCCUCUCUGCCUUACUCCCCCCUUUCCUCUUUCUUCCCUACUCCCUUCCACCCCCUUUCCCCUCUCCUCGUUACCCCCUUCUUCCCCCACAGUGCGUUCUCUGUCGUAACCCCCUUCUUCCACGUUUCCACCCUCGGUGCCUUACGCCCUGCUUCCCCCUUUACCCUCGCGUGCGCCCUCCCCUCUGCGCCUUCAUCCCAAGUGCGCCCUCCUCUCUGCGCCUUCAUCCCAGGGGUGCCCUCCUCUAUGCGCCUUCAACCCAGAUGCGCCCUCCUCUCUGCGCCUUCAUCCCAGUCCUUGUCAUAUCCCUACUCUUGCUCAUAUCUUAUCCCCUCUCUCUGUCCAGGCCUAUUCCUACUCUUUGCCGUGUCCUACACCCUCUCCCUCUCUUAG